Cylindrotheca closterium is the source of this 267-nucleotide messenger RNA. NCBI's taxonomy places the organism in Eukaryota, Bacillariophyta, Bacillariophyceae, Bacillariales, Bacillariaceae. The record is from the annotation of a GenBank genome assembly.
AUGAUCAGUGAUAUCACCAAGAUUCUUCAAGAAGCACCAGCUCCCGAGCUAAUCACUUCCGACACCAGCAGCAGUACUAGAGUGGCCACUAAGAAUAGUAGUAGUACAAGUACCCUCCUCAGCUCUACUAGCAGUGCAGCCGCCACCAUCAGCACCACCAAACACCCACAAGAAGAGUUCACGCUGAGAGAGAAACUAGGCCCUAUUUUCAGUUUAUUGACCUUCGAUCCCAAGAAGGUGACCAACUGGGCUCAUGUGUUGCACUAG